AUGGAGGAUUCUGCGGGGCCAGAACAAAAGGGGGGAGCUUUAGACUCUCCUCGGAGGCCUCUCUUCUUUGCUUCUACUCCCAAACGCAGUGGGCAGUGCAGCAGCAGCAGCAGCAGCAGCAGCAGCGGUGCAGCAGCAGCAGCAGCAGCAGUUGCUGCUGCUGCUGCUUCAGCAGGGUCUACACAGAAGGCCCACUGGGCGCCCACAAUCGAAGAAAUCCGAGCGCGCCUCAAACCCCGCGGGCCGUGCGGAGACGGCGGUUCGGGUGUCUCUACAGCAGCGCCGUCUUACGAAGCCCUCCCAAUGUCUCCUUCCUUUUUGCGGCUGCGGCUGCAGUCAGACGGUGCUGCUGCUGCUGCUGCUGCUGCUGCUCCUGCUGCUGCUGCUUCUGCUGCUGCUGCUGCGAGUCCUGGCAGGAGCAGCAGCACAGCAGCAGCAGCAGCAGCAGCAGCAGCAGCAGAGCGCUCUCUGUCUGUACACCGCGAGGCCGAGUCGCUGCACUUCCGGGCCUCUGGCUCGGACUGUCUGGAGACAAUUAUGCGGCGGAGACAAACAGCAGCAGCAGCAGCAGCAGCAGCAACAGCAGCAGCAGCAGCAGCAGCAGCACCAGACAAAGCAGCAGCACAGCUGGACCCCGCAGGCCAGGCCAAGUGCCUCUUGAUGCUUCACGAGCUCCUCGGUGAGCUUCAGCAGCAAUCCAAGUUAGCUAGCUAG
Eimeria necatrix is the source of this 714-nucleotide messenger RNA. RefSeq lists its product as hypothetical. The coding region runs from base 1 to 714 and encodes 237 amino acids. The transcript is spliced from 2 exons. The record is from RefSeq and is a predicted model, not a curated record. NCBI's taxonomy places the organism in Eukaryota, Apicomplexa, Conoidasida, Eucoccidiorida, Eimeriidae.